This is a messenger RNA of Pygocentrus nattereri (red-bellied piranha), 1831 nucleotides long. RefSeq names its product info solute carrier family 35 member F2, like (gene slc35f2l). Gene Ontology annotation, biological process: transmembrane transport. Lineage: Eukaryota; Metazoa; Chordata; Actinopteri; Characiformes; Serrasalmidae. The transcript has 8 exons. Bases 26 to 1243 code for a protein of 405 amino acids. Gene Ontology annotation, molecular function: transmembrane transporter activity. The record is from RefSeq and is a predicted model, not a curated record. Gene Ontology annotation, cellular component: membrane.
UUCAAGCAGAUCACUUCAGAGGGCGAUGACUGACACAGAGCAGGAGAAAUCCAGCAGGAUGAGCCUCGACCAAAGAGAAACACUUUGUGGAAAAGUUUCAAGACAACUCCAGCGCUUCAAAUGGAGAGAUAUUUUCACAUGGCAGCUUCUGAAAACACUGUUGAUGGGUCAGGGUCUGUCAGCGCUGAUCUGUGGCACUGCAGUGACCUCUCAGUUUCUGGCCUCGGUCUACCACCUGGAUUUACCGAUGCUACAGAGUUUCAUCAACUACACCCUUCUGUUCCUCUCCUACACUACAGCACUGCUUUUCAGAACAGGUGAUGGAAAUAUUUUGCAGAUAUUAAAGAAAAAAUGGUGGAAGUACAUCUUGCUGGGUCUGGCAGAUGUGGAGGCAAAUUACGCUGUUGUGAAAGCGUACCAGUACACCACGUUAACCAGUGUGCAGCUCUUGGACUGCUUUAUCAUCCCAGUGCUCAUGAUCCUGUCCUGGUUCUUCCUGAAGGCGCGCUACAGAAUAAUUCACUAUGUGGCUGUAUGUGUGUGUUUGGCUGGUGUGGGAGCCAUGGUUGGAGCUGAUCUCCUCGCAGGCCGGGACCAAGGGUCAACCGGUAACAUCCUGCUGGGAGACGGCCUGGUUAUCCUCAGUGCCACUCUGUAUGCUGUGUCCAACGUGUGUCAGGAGUACACGGUGAAGAACCAAAGCAGGGUGGAGUUUCUGGGCAUGCUGGGCCUGUUUGGGACACUGAUCAGUGGCAUACAGCUUGCUGUUUUAGAGCAUGUGCAGCUGGCAAGUAUUCAGUGGACAUGGCAAAUCGCUGUAGUACUGAGUGGGUUUACUCUGUGCAUGUACACACUCUACAGCUGCAUGCCCAUGGUGAUGAAGCUGACCAGCGCUACAGCUGUAAACCUCUCUCUGCUCACUGCUGACCUGUUCAGUCUGUUCUGUGGCCUGUUCCUUUUCCAGUACUCAUUCUCAGGACUCUACAUUGUGUCGUUAGUGGUGAUCACCGUGGGCUUCAUCAUGUUCAAUGCCGUCCCUACACCAAACUCAAGUCCUGAAUCAGUGAGUGGAGAGGGAGGGUAUGACAACCAGGCUGCAGAUUUUGAUGAGGAGGGACGAAUGGGCUCUGCAGUUGAGGUUACCAGUGAGCAUCAAGAGAAAGAGAAAGAGACUGAUUCCAGAGGAAGAAAACACCCAUCAGAAAACAGAGAAUGUGUUGUUAUAAGCAGUGCUGAGCUGUAGAUCACAAAUGUCAAAGAUUUAAACUGUGGAUUAAACAACAUUCACAGUGGAUAUGUUUACUGAUUAUGACAUCACCACCAUCAGUAAAAACUGACCAAUAUCUGAAUAUUCACACUAGAAUAUUCUAGAAUACUAGAACACUAGAUGUGUUGAAGUAACAACUUUGAUGCUGGCAUCUUGUAAAUGUUUAAAAGCGUUGGGUAACACUUGCUACAUCACACUGAUAUAACCACGCCAUGAACAUGUAAUGGCAGAUGUUACACGCUGUCAUGAGUUGUCAUGUUCAGUAAUAUAAAAGGGUCAUAUUACUGGCAUCGGCUAUUGAGAGUUUUGAGAGACAACAUAAGGUUGAGAGAUUUUGAGAGAACUUGACAGAUGUUAUAAUGUUUGGUGUCUUAAUGGCUAAAUAUAGCCCACUUAGCAAAAGCUCGCAUGUGACAUAAGCUUUCAUGAUGAAAUGUAUGCAAUUGUCAUGACUGUUAAUGGUGAUUGUGUUAUGAUGCUGUUGUUUUACUGGAUGGAUUGAUUAUGUCAAUAUCAUGUAGUAUGGUUCAAGUAAAAUAUUACUCUGUGUUGUCAUCCUUAAAA